Messenger RNA from Zygosaccharomyces rouxii, 1089 nucleotides. RefSeq names its product 60S ribosomal protein uL4 (gene RPL4A). NCBI's taxonomy places the organism in Eukaryota, Fungi, Ascomycota, Saccharomycetes, Saccharomycetales, Saccharomycetaceae. Gene Ontology annotation, cellular component: cytosolic large ribosomal subunit; ribosome. The transcript has a single exon. Gene Ontology annotation, molecular function: structural constituent of ribosome; RNA binding. Bases 1 to 1089 code for a protein of 362 amino acids. Gene Ontology annotation, biological process: translation. The record is from RefSeq and is a predicted model, not a curated record.
AUGGCUCGUCCUCAAGUUUCCGUUCAAUCUCUAGAAGGUAAAGCUACUUCUUCAGCUGUCCCAUUGCCAGCUGUCUUCGCAGCACCAAUCCGUGCUGACAUUGUUCACUCUGUUUUCACCUCUGUGAACAAGAACAAGAGACAAGCUUACUCUGUCUCCCCACAAGCCGGUAUGCAACACUCUGCUGAAUCAUGGGGUACUGGUCGUGCUGUUGCCCGUAUUCCAAGAGUUGCAGGUGGUGGUACCCACGCCGCCGGUCAGGGUGCUUUCGGUAACAUGUGUCGUGGUGGUCGUAUGUUUGCUCCAACCAAGACCUGGAGAAGAUGGAACGUUAAGGUUAACCAAAACGAAAAGCGUUACGCUACUGCCUCUGCUAUUGCUGCUUCUGGUGUCGCUUCUCUUGUCUUGGCUAGAGGUCACAGAGUUGAAAAGAUCCCAGAAAUUCCUUUGGUUGUUUCCAACGACUUGGAAUCUAUCACUAGAACCAAGGAAGCUGUGUCUGCUUUGAAGUCUUUGGGUGCUGGUGCCGACUUGGUUAAGGUUGUCAGAUCCAAGAAAUUGAGAGCCGGUAAGGGUAAAUACAGAAACAGAAGAUGGACUCAAAGAAGAGGUCCAUUGGUUGUCUACGCCCAAGACAACGGUUUGGUCAAGGCUUUCAGAAACGUUCCAGGUGUUGAAACUUGUGACGUUACUGCUUUGAACUUGUUGCAAUUGGCUCCAGGUGCUCACUUGGGUAGAUUCGUUAUCUGGACCGAAGGUGCCUUCUCCAAGUUGGACAAGGUCUGGGGUUCUGAAGCUGUUGCUUCUGCCAAGUCUGGUUACAGCUUGCCAUCUAACAUCAUCUCCACCACUGAUGUUACCAGAAUCAUCAACUCUUCUGAAAUCCAAUCUGUUGUUAGACCAGCUGGCCAAGCUAACCAAAAGCGUACUCAUGUCUUGAAGAAGAACCCAUUGAGAAACAAGCAAAUCUUGAUGAGAUUGAACCCAUACGCUAAGGUUUUCGCUAACGAAAAGUUGGGCUCUAAGAAGGCUCCAAAGGCUUCUGUUAAGCCAUCUCAGCUUUUCAACGAAACUUUGAAGCACGACUAA